CAGUGCGGUGGGUAAUGGCGUGCAGCAAAACAGAUAAAUUUGCUAUAGUGGGAGACCAUUGUUGCUGAUGCAUUAAUGCUUUCCACUAAACUAGUCCACAAGUACAGAGUGCCAGCUGAUGCAACUGCCUCUGGUUGCCUAGAGUUGUUUUUCAUGCACAUUGAUUUUCUAGACAAACGCUGCUUCGACGGUAGAUCUGGGGGAAAUAAUUAGCCUGUUUGUUGUAUGCAGAAGUUUGAAUUUCUGCCUUGAAGAGGAACUGACGUUAGCUAAAGCAGGUCAAUCAGAGAGAGAAAGAGAGAGAGAGCGAACGAGCGAGAGAGAGAGAGAGCUAACGCUAGAUCAGCCGCACUGCUAGCACUGCAGCCGUGUGUGCUUUCAUCUGCCUCCAAAGCUAAACUUCACUUAUUAACACGACUGGGGGAAAUAUUAUGCAUUUGAUGCACCUUUUUAAUUGUUCGUAACUCUGUAUUGCCAGUUUGGGGAGUUUGCAUCAGUGCAGGACUGUGUUAUUUGUUUCAGAUCAGUUGAGCUGAGUUAGCUUAGCUAUAGCGAGCAGCCAGCGAGCCCAAGUUCCUUCAAGCACCUUCGCGUUUCGCUGUCACGAUGCCUGCGAUGUUAGAGAAGGGCACGGUUGAGAUAUCGGGGAAAAGAAGGGGUAGAAACUCUGUGAAUAAUCCGACCAAAAGUUUUACUUCAAAUGGGAACAGCAACAAUUCAUGGGAGGAAGGAAGUUCGGGUUCCUCAAGUGAUGACGAGCACGGUGCAGGCGGGAUGCGAGUUGGACCGCAGUAUCAGGCAGUUGUUCCCGAUUAUGAUACCGAGGUAGCUAAGGCAAGCCAUGAGAGAGAUAAUCUGGGAAUGCUGGUGUGGUUUCCAAAUCCAAGUAUACCAGAGGCCAAAUUGGAUGAGUAUAUUGCAAUAGCCAAAGAAAAACAUGGGUACAAUAUGGAGCAGGCAUUGGGCAUGCUGUUUUGGCACAAACACAACAUUGAAAAAUCUUUGGCAGAUCUCCCCAACUUCACCCCAUUUCCAGAUGAGUGGACAGUUGAAGACAAGGUGCUGUUUGAACAGGGUUUCAGCUUUCAUGGAAAGACGUUUCACCGCAUCCAGCAGAUGCUUCCAGACAAGUCAAUUGCAAGCCUGGUUAGAUUCUAUUACUCAUGGAAGAAAACGCGCAGCAAAACGAGUGUGAUGGACCGCCAUGCGCGCAAACAGAAGAGAGACAGAGAGGAGAGUGAUGAUGAAGGAGAAGAAAAUAGUUCCAACUCUCCAAGGGAUGCUGAAUUAGAGCCAAAUAAGGAUGAGAAGAAAGAGGAUCUCAAUAAAACAAUAUUUGAUCUUUUUAAGGGAGCAUCUGGACCUGAGAAACAAGAUUCAAAACCUGCAGUUGUGCCGAAGCCAGCGAAUCUUGCAGAGAAGUCCAUGCAUGUUAAGAAGGAACCACAAGGAAUUGCUGGAAGGAACCUAAACAGGGCGAAGAAGAAACCUCCUAAAGGAAUGCAUUUAAACUCUGAUGAUGUGGCGGCAAUGUCUAGCAGCGGCCCAGCCGCAGUUAGUGUUCUGAGACAGCUGGAUAUGGAGCUCAUUGCCAUAAAACGACAGAUUCAGAACAUCAAACAGCACAAUAGUGCCCUCAGAGAAAAACUGGACACAGGCGUCGAUGAGUUUAAGCCAACUGAGGCUAAUCAGAAAUUUAAUACCCGCUGGACUACAGAAGAGCAGCUGCUCGCAGUACAAGCUAUAAGGAAGUAUGGACGGGAUUUUCAAGCCAUUUCUGAUGUGAUCGGUAACAAAUCUGUGGUUCAAGUGAAAAACUUCUUUGUGAAUUACCGCCGUCGUUUCAACCUGGAUGAGGUACUGCAGGAGUGGGAAGCUGAGCACGGUGUGGAGGGACGCAAGGGUUUAGAUGAAGAGAAGAUGGAGGUGUCAUCCGAAGAGGGAACCACCCCGGUGCCUUCAGAAAACCAGACAGAGGAACCAGUGGCAAUGGAAACACAGAACCCUUCAGUUUCCUGAGAUCUCCAACCGCGGUCAGACGAACUCAGUUUAGUUAAUAUCGCAGUUGUGCGUAAGAGGCAUUAAGGCUUCAAUAGCCUCAAGUGAAGUCUCUUCGUAAAGGACAUUCCUCCCCCCAUCCCGCUCCCUCUAACUCCCACCCCCCUAUUGACCCCAGGACUCUCACAGGUGCAACCGCAGAGGAGUGCAAACUUCUCAAACCUACUCUACAGAACUAGGAUCAUCACUGCCAACAGAAGUAGAGUUCCUGUCUGGUCUCUACCAAUCUGGUGCUCCAACAGAUAUAUUCUCCACAAUCUGUAAUUGGUCUGUUAUGGGGGAAUAAAACUCCCACAUACACAUCCCAA
This is a messenger RNA of Carassius gibelio (silver crucian carp), 2366 nucleotides long. RefSeq names its product REST corepressor 1. The transcript is spliced from 13 exons. NCBI's taxonomy places the organism in Eukaryota, Metazoa, Chordata, Actinopteri, Cypriniformes, Cyprinidae. Gene Ontology annotation, molecular function: transcription corepressor activity. Gene Ontology annotation, biological process: negative regulation of DNA-templated transcription; regulation of transcription by RNA polymerase II. The record is from RefSeq and is a predicted model, not a curated record. Gene Ontology annotation, cellular component: transcription regulator complex; histone deacetylase complex. The coding region runs from base 607 to 2019 and encodes 470 amino acids.